UGUACCCAAAGCUACUGUGACAAAAAGUUCACUUCGUGGAGCUGUUCUGCAAUUCCCAAUCGCCGACCGUCCACCGCCAGCGGUCCAUACCGCCGACUAUCAGCGGCGGAAAAACAACUCAAGCUAUGGUAAUUCGAAUCCUGAAGAAUCUAACUUCAAAACCUACCACCACUAGCGCCGCUGCAGCUCUCCAACUCCGCUGCAAAACCACGUCGGCCGAGUACGUAGCAUCUAGAGCAAGAGACAUAACCUUCGAGAAGCUCAUGGAGAAUUACAAAAACUUCCUCAGAGUCUCUGAAAUCCAAGACCUAAUCCUCGCCAGCCGCUCCAAUCCACCUUCCGUCUCCGUGGAUUUCCUCAACCGCCUAUCUCAGAGACUCCACCUCAACCGCGGCGCCAUCGCCUUCCUCCGCAGGUAUCCUCACAUUUUCCACAUAUUCUACCACUCCGCCAAAUCUCAACCUUACUGUGCGCUCACUGAGACAGCCAUGGAAAUUUCUAGAUUAGAGGCACAAUCCACCAGUUCUUCAUUGGCCCUUGCUGUGGAGCGCUUGGUCAGAAUUCUAUCGAUGUCCCUCACCAAAAUGGUGCCGCUUCGUGCUAUUUUCAAGACCUGGAAAGAGCUAGGCCUUCCAGAUGAUUUCGAGAACUCCUUAAUCUCAUCAAAUCCUCAUAUAUUCACACUCGGUCAAGGAAACGAACCAAACACUCAUGUAUUGAAACUAGUAACUGAAAUCCCAAAGGAGACCCUAACUGCUUCUGUUGAAAAUUGGAGGAUCAAGGAGUGUUGCAAAGAGGAUUCAGGGGGUAAGGAUAUAACUGAAAUUCUAUAUAGCUUCAAACAUUCAUAUCCUCCGGGAAUGAGGUUGAAGAGGAACUUCAAGGCCAAAGUUAAAGAGUGGCAAGGCUUGCCAUAUAUUGGUCCGUAUGAGGAAUGGGGAUGUAAGGAGGAGGAGAACAAGAAUAUAAGUAAGAGGCAAAUGAUAGAAAAGGAGAAGAGGGCAGUUGCGAUAGUUCAUGAGUUCCUGAGUUUGACCGUGGAGAAGAUGGUAGAGGUUGAAAAGAUAAGCCAUUUUAGGAAAUGGUUUGGGAUUGAUCUAAAUAUAAGGGACUUGUUCCUCGAUCAUCCUGGGAUUUUCUACUUAUCUACUAAAGGGUACAGGCACACUGUUUUCCUCAGGGAGACUUAUGAGAGGGGUUGCCUCAUUGAACCAAACUCUAUUUAUGAGGCUAGGAGGAAGCUUCUACAUCUUGUUGCGAUGGGGCGACGUGGGAUAUCUUUACACAAAACCCCUAGACAGGAAGAGGUAGAAAAUUAACAGGUAGUUCACUUUUCUAACAAGACAUGCAACUAAAACGGACCCUUAAUGUUUGUUUUUACUUUGAAGAUUUGAAGGAAUGGAAACUCACAUGUCAUUAAGACUUUAACUCUAUGCAUUGUUUUGUACGUUUGAGUCUUUAUAUAAUAGUCUUUAUAUCAUCAUCAUCAUCUUUACCCCCAGUGCCGCAAAAGCUCCCACCUUUGGUGGGGUAAGGGGGUCGGAUGUACACAGUCUUACCCUUGUACUAACCCCUGUACUAUGUACUAAAGCACUGAGAGACCGUUUCCGAAUGACUCCUAGUGAAAAUCACGUCGAAAAAAUAGUGACCCAUUUUGCUUUAUUCCAUCAUAUUCCCAAGCCAAAAUAUAGUGAGUCUUUGGCUCCAUUGCAAAUGAUGGAAGUAUAUAAUAAUGGUCUUUAUAUGAUAAUAAAUUAUACGGAGUAUAAGUUUGAACAAAUAUCUGAGAUUUAUUUAUUGUGAUCUAACUUUUUUUUGUAAUUUACCCCUAAAUUUUCCCUUUCCAAAUUCCCUCUAUUUUAUCCCCAGUAUUUUUCUGCUUCUUAACAGACCCUGAAUGCUCUGACCAAUUGACCACUGAAUUUUCAUUUGCGCAAUUAGGGAACACUCAAACAACAUAAGGUACACUAAUUGUUUAAAUGAUAAAACUCCAAGGGUUUUGGAUAUGGGCAUAUGGCUGAUACCUGAUAGGACCUGCUUUUAGAGCUUACCUUUCUCAUUCUAAGAAAUCUUUGCUAUUGAGUUUAGGGUGUGUGUGGUUCUACUCUGGAUCAAAGUUGGAGGAGUAAUAAUGUUUUCAAACAAGAGCUUAUAAGAGGAGUUUUUGUUGGGGGGGAUGGAUGUUAGGUUUUAAAUAUUCAAUUUUUUUUAAAAAAGUACAAUUCAUAUGGAAAAUCAAUUUCACCGCUACUCCAAGAAAAUUAGCUUAUAGGAGUAGAAGUUAAUUUAGUUUUUAAUUUGAACAUGAGUCUUUUCGAAAAGAAAGCCAAACACAAUUCUGAUAAUGCUUAGUGGCAUGAGCUUGCGCGAGUGGGAGUGGGGGUAUAAUUACUUCCCCUUUUAAGUUUUUCCACAGUAUUUUUCUGAAAAUUAGCCAAGCCACAUCUUGUGAAAUGACAAGUGCUUGUGAGUUAAUAGAAACAUUCGUUUAAAAUCCACAUCAAAAUUAAGUAGCCAAAACUAACAUAUUUGAAUAAUCUGACUGUAGUUAUCAAGCUAUGACAUAAUAGUCAACUUAGUGGCAUUCUAUAGGGUGAGGUUAAAAACUCGAGUCUUGAGACCAUCACUAUUCACUGCAAAUCCAAUCCUUGAAUUGUUUCUUUCAUAUGGAGUUCUUAAUCCUUAUAAGGUCUAUGAAAUUUCUUGAGGAUUUGGGUUGUAUUUCUGCAAUCAGGAUCUGAAGAGGAUGAUAACUCAUGUCAACUUGAUUGGGGCUUGAAUCUCUAGUUAGUUCUUAGUUAUGCCACAUCAGUGAUUACAAAUGAUGGAUGUAAUAUAGUGGGAAUUUUGAAAGGACGUGACUAGUCCCUGAACUUAAUUCUUGAUGAAUCUCAUGAAAGAGUCUAUUCAACCAAGGUAACCAAACAGUGGCUCUUAUAAUGCAGAAAGGGAUACACCAUCUUGUCUCAGGACUUUACAUCAUCAUAAGAGGGGACAGUAUUUGUGACUUGUGAUGUUUGGGAAUUAGAUGAAGAGAUGGUCGCAAGCUUGGAUUUGUCUGACUCCUCUAUGGAUCAUCGGGGGAGCUCAUCCUACAAGAGUUCUGCUUUCGAAAUAUUUAGGGAGACGUAUUUUUGUAUGUGGUAUUUGAUGCUAACUCCGUCGCGAUUUUUUUGCUUAGAAUCGCACAUUCCUGCAAUUUCAACAAUGUUGGCUCUAGUAUUUAAAUAAUACUCCAUACGUAGUAUCCCUCCGGUCCUUAAUGAAGUUUACACUUUGACUUCACACAUAUUAAGGAAAUAUAAAUACGUCAAAUUUG
Messenger RNA from Cuscuta europaea, 3319 nucleotides. The record is from the annotation of a GenBank genome assembly. Lineage: Eukaryota; Viridiplantae; Streptophyta; Magnoliopsida; Solanales; Convolvulaceae.